AUGCCAAUAGGCGUCUUUGCUGAUUUUGUGGGCAUGCGACCACCCGCGUCUGUCGUACGGAUGGAGGAGGAGCAGCAGCGGGUUUUGCGAGAAGGCCACGACGACGACGACGACCAACCGAGUCAACACAAUGACGACCAGCAACAACCGCGACCCCAGUCGACCAGCGACGGUUUGUUUGUGCCUACAUCGCCCACAAUGCUGCCCAUUUCGCAGCAUGUUCCACCCCAAGCACCCCCGCUACCCACGACUAACUAUCUUCGCACCAAUUUUACAACUGGAAGUCGUCCAACAUCCACGAGCUCUGCAAACCUCCAGAUAAGCCGUGAUCUGGGCAGGGAUGACAUCCGAACCAACUUCAUCACCAAUCGCCAGCAUUCAAAUCCGGUAGCAGCUUUCAUGAAGUCCAAUACGCUUGGCAAUACCGAAAGCAGCACUUCGUUGUUUGCUCCAACUGACUACGACGACGUUGAGCCUACAACAAUGCCUUUCAUCUCCAGUACUGACUGUCGGGAGAAAAAGCGACCAGAUCUGACUAAGAGCUAUCUAGGCAACAGAAGCAAUCUCAACGUAUCGGCAAAGCACAUGAUCGUCGGAAUCGUGGUCGGAGUCGCCCUUGGCAUCGUAUUCGCCCAUGUCGGCGUGUCUGACAUCGCGGCGCAGUGGAUUUUGUUACCUGGUGACUUGUUCUUGCGAGCUGUUAACGCUCUCGUGGUGCCUUACGUGUUCUGCGCGGUGGCAGUGGCGGUAGGCGACAUUGUGUUCAUCGGCAAAGUCUCGAUCAUUGGAUUGCAAACACUUAAGAUUUUCGCGACGGGGUGGGUGGUUUCGACGGUCGUGGGCAUCAGUUUGGCCUUGGUCUUUCGACCUCUGUUCCGUCUCCCGAACAAGUUUGUUAGUCCUCACACUAACACAGUGAGGCUAACUUGUUCGAGCGGACUCAAGCUGGAGAUGCUGACCAACAAGAGCAUUACCUGCUCUUCCAAUGCCACGGAAAUGUCACUGGAAAAUGCUUUCGUACUGGGCAACGUGCAUAACGUGUUCGAGACGAACAGCAACGUGGUGAUCCCGGAGCUGACUUUCAGUAAGCAUCUGAUCUUGACUCUGGAGUCUAUGGUGUCGAACAACGUCUUUGCCUCGUUGGCAGACGGCGAUCUACUGGCAAUCAUCGUCUUCGGUAUGGCGUUCGGCUCAAUCGCAGGACGAAACUACUUUUCCAAUACCCAUCGUGUGAACUAUUUGUACCUGGUGCUGAUGCAGCUGCGCAACACUUUUCUCCUGGCCAUGGAAUGGCUCAUCUGGACAACGCCUGUUGCCGUCGUCUCCAUCAUCGCCGGAGCUUUUGCGUCCAACCAGGCCGCUGUGAGCAAUUUGCCCAAAGUUUACAUGUUUCUUGUGGCUUGCGCCUUAGCCACAACACUGCAGAUUUGGAUCGUAUACCCGUUCAUCGUGUUCCUCCUCGCUCGCUGUAAUCCAUACCCCCACAUGCACCACAUGAUUCGCUCGUACCUCUUCGCUUUCAGCUCUUCCUCGUCGCUGGCUACUGCUCCUGUGACUCUCAGCUGCAUCCAGAAAGCUCGAGUGUGCUCACAGUCAAUCGCCACGUUCGUAGUUUCUGUCGGUGUCCUUACGAACAUGUCGGGCUCUGGAUGGUACUAUCCAGUUGGCAUCAUUUUUUUGGCGGAGUCAUCCGGCAAUGGUGACGAAAUUACUUUCUUGCGCCUUGUAGCGAUCUUCUUCCUAACGAUCGUAGCGUGCGUCAGCACACCACCAGUUCCAAACGGUAGCAUGGUGGUUAUGUCUACCAUGUACAGAACUGUUUUUGGUGUGAACACAUUGCCAUCCACCUGGGCUCUCUAUGUCGCAUGUAGCUUUCUUGUAGACCGUCUAUUGACCAUCUGCAACGUCAAUGACGAUAUUAUGGCACUCAAGGUCAUUGCCGAGAAUACCGACGAAACGGUGGCAGACCAUCAGCUUGGCCAGUGCAACUAG
Peronospora farinosa is the source of this 1992-nucleotide messenger RNA. Lineage: Eukaryota; Oomycota; Peronosporomycetes; Peronosporales; Peronosporaceae. The record is from the annotation of a GenBank genome assembly.